Molecule: messenger RNA, 1373 nt
Organism: Pteronotus mesoamericanus
Lineage: Eukaryota; Metazoa; Chordata; Mammalia; Chiroptera; Mormoopidae
Gene: ERI3
Product: ERI1 exoribonuclease family member 3
Exons: 9
Coding region: 63-1151 (362 amino acids)
Biological process (GO): exonucleolytic trimming to generate mature 3'-end of 5.8S rRNA from tricistronic rRNA transcript (SSU-rRNA, 5.8S rRNA, LSU-rRNA)
Molecular function (GO): nucleic acid binding; 3'-5'-RNA exonuclease activity
Source: RefSeq, a predicted model, not a curated record
CCUGGCCGGCGCCGCAGUCGGCGCGGGCCGCGCCCGCCGCCAUAAACUGCCCUGAGCGCCAGAUGAGGCCGAGGGAGACGUCGGGGCCUGCACUUGGAGGGAGCCUGCCGCGCUGGCCCCAAGGAGGGGGCGUUGCCAUGGCGACAGCCUCUCCUGCUGCUGACGGGGGACGGGGGCGGCCCUGGGAAGGAGGGCUGGUCUCCUGGCCACCUGCCCCUCCCCUUACUCUCCCCUGGACUUGGAUGGGCCCGAGUUGGGGGCAACACCCCGGGCAUUGGGGCUUUCCAGCUCUCACAGAACCUUCAGCAUCCCCCGCUGCCAGCCUUGGCAUCUUCGAAGUAAGGAGAGUUUUAGAUGCUUCUGGAUAUUCAAUGCUAGCACCUUUGCAGACUGGAGCAGCUCGAUUUUCUUCAUAUUUACUUUCAAGAGCAAGAAAAGUGCUGGGCUCCCACUUAUUUUCUCCCUGUGGUGUUCCGGAGUUCUGCUCCAUAUCCACCAGAAAGCUGGCGGCCCACGGCUUUGGCGCAUCCAUGGCGGCAAUGGUGUCCUUCCCUCCCCAGAGGUAUCACUACUUUUUAGUGCUGGACUUUGAGGCCACGUGCGACAAGCCACAGAUUCAACCUCAGGAAAUCAUCGAGUUCCCCAUCCUGAAGCUAAAUGGCCGGACCAUGGAGAUUGAGUCUACCUUUCACAUGUAUGUCCAGCCUGUAGUCCAUCCACAGCUUACUCCCUUCUGCACAGAGCUCACCGGGAUUAUUCAAGCCAUGGUGGAUGGUCAGCCAAGCCUGCAGCAAGUGCUCGAGAGGGUCGAUGAGUGGAUGGCGAAGGAAGGCCUCUUAGAUCCAAACGUCAAGUCAAUUUUUGUCACCUGUGGAGACUGGGACUUAAAAGUCAUGCUCCCAGGCCAGUGCCAGUACUUGGGCUUGCCAGUGGCAGAUUACUUCAAGCAAUGGAUUAAUCUGAAAAAGGCUUACAGCUUCGCCAUGGGCUGCUGGCCCAAGAAUGGACUUCUAGACAUGAACAAGGGUCUCAGCCUGCAACACAUAGGCCGGCCCCACAGCGGCAUUGAUGACUGCAAGAACAUUGCCAACAUCAUGAAGACACUUGCAUAUCGAGGCUUCAUCUUCAAGCAGACAUCGAAGCCGUUCUGAUUGGCCGAGGACAGGAUGGGGCAGUACAGGGUAGCUGCUUGGCCCAGCCCAGAACCCUCCUCUCCCUCGCCAGAGGGGAAAAGGGAGAGUAGCACAGCUCUACGUCCAGAGUGUCCCCCCGGCCUGCCCUGUGGGCUUGUGCCCUAGGUAAGGGCUUGGCCACCUGGUCCCUCCUGAGCAGAUACUUUGUGGCCCCCCCCCACCCACACCCCCCCCACCCAG